AUGUCGGACCCGCUGAUAUACCAUGUCGGAUGGAUCUGCGCCAUCCCUACAGAAUUCGAAGCAGCUCUUGCCUUCCUUGAUGAAACACACGAACUUCCCAGUACGAUCUCUCAAAACGACCAUGGCUACGCAUUGGGCAGAGUGGGCAUACAUAAUGUCGCUAUUGCCGUACUGUCCAAUGGUAAGUACGGUCUGGCAUCAGCUGCGGUCGUCGCGGGGGACAUGUUGCAUCACUUUCCCAACAUCCGGCUCAGCUUGAUGGUCGGCAUUGCAGGCGGUGCGCCAAGUCUGAAGCAUGACAUCCGUCUCGGCGACGUUGUCGUCGGUAGUCUGCGCAGUGGAAGAGGAGGGUUCGUUCAGUAUGACUUACGCAUGGCAACGCUGGCACAGAGCUUUGUUCAGACAGGUUUCAUAGAUCAGCUGCCAAAAGCACUCGACAUGGCGGUCAGUGAACUCGAAGCUACGAACAUGAUCGAAGGUCAUCUGCUUGACGGCAACAUCAAAGAGAGUCUGGAGAGGUCCCCGCAGCUCCAGAAAAAGUACUCACGCCCGCCUUCAAGCACCGACAAGCUAUACAAAUCGCACAUCAUUCACGCCGAGAAAUCAGGCGAGUCCUGCGGCGAAGCGUGUGGAAAUGGUCCAUCACAUCUGGAGCUGCGCCAUGGACAAGGGAGAUACGGGGACAGUCCAGUGAUUCACUACGGGCUAAUCGGCUCUUCGAGCCAGCUUAUGAGAGAUGCACGUACACGGGACCGGCUUGCGGCAGACGAGGACAUAUUAUGUUUUGAGAUGGGAGCAGCUGGUCUCAUGAAUGACUUCCCGUGUUUAGUCAUUCGUGGAAUAUGCGACUACGCCGACUCCCACAAGUCCAAGGAGUGGCAGGGUUACGCUGCCAUGGCGGCUGCUGCAUAUGCGAGCGACCUUCUUCGCCAAAUCCCGCUAAGCAACAUGGAGGCGGAAAGGAUAAUCACAGACGUUCUGUAUGACAGUAGGUGA
This is a messenger RNA of Colletotrichum siamense, 996 nucleotides long. RefSeq lists its product as uncharacterized. Gene Ontology annotation, biological process: nucleoside metabolic process. The record is from RefSeq and is a predicted model, not a curated record. Lineage: Eukaryota; Fungi; Ascomycota; Sordariomycetes; Glomerellales; Glomerellaceae. The transcript has a single exon. The coding region runs from base 1 to 996 and encodes 331 amino acids. Gene Ontology annotation, molecular function: catalytic activity.